AUGGAUGAGAAAAAUUUCACCAAGGUGAAGGAGUUCAUCCUUUUAGGGUUUACAGCAGACUUGGGCUUACAGCGAGUGCUCUUUUUCAUCUUCCUCAUCAUUUAUGUGAUCGGUCUUUUAGGGAACAUCACCCUGAUUUCUCUGAUCUCUGCUGACUCUCGGCUGCACAUACCCAUGUAUUUUUUCAUUGGAAACCUGUCCUUCCUGGAUGUCUGGUAUCCUUCCGUCUAUGCCCCCCAAAUCCUGAUGACCUGCAUCUCUGAUGACAAAAGCAUCUCCUUUGCCGGCUGCCUGUGCCAGUUCUUCUUCUCUGCAGGGCUGGCCUGCAGUGAGUGCUACCUGCUGGCUGCCAUGGCUUAUGACCGCUAUGCGGCCAUCUCCAACCCCCUGCUUUAUUCCCAGGCUAUGUCACCGAGGUUGUGUGCAAGUCUUGUUGCAGCUUCAUACAUUGGUGGCUUUGUAAACUCAACUAUCAUCACCAGUGAGACAUUUACCUUGAGCUUCUGUGGCAACAUCAUUGAUGAUUUCUUCUGUGACCUGCCCCCACUUGUAAAGCUGGCAUGUGAGGUGAAGGAGAGCUACCAGGCCGUUCAGUAUUUUAUACUAGUCUCCAACAUCAUGGCGCCCACUGUGCUUAUUCUCGCCUCCUACCUCUUCAUCAUUGCAGCCAUCUUGAGGAUCCGCUCCACCGAGGGCCGCCUCAAGGCCUUCUCCACGUGUGGAUCUCACCUGACGGCUGUCACCUUGUAUUAUGGGACACUCCUCUUCAUUUAUUCCCGGCCAAGCACUAGCUAUGCCCUGGAACGGGAUAAAGUGGUGUCCGUGUUCUAUACUGUGGUGAUUCCAAUGCUGAACCCUUUGAUCUAUAGCUUCAGAAACAAAGACGUCAAAGAUACCUUGAAGAAAAUGUUAGCUAAAAUUAAGUUUUCUUAA
This is a messenger RNA of Microcebus murinus (gray mouse lemur), 933 nucleotides long. RefSeq names its product olfactory receptor 9G19-like. The record is from RefSeq and is a predicted model, not a curated record. Gene Ontology annotation, biological process: G protein-coupled receptor signaling pathway. Lineage: Eukaryota; Metazoa; Chordata; Mammalia; Primates; Cheirogaleidae. Gene Ontology annotation, molecular function: G protein-coupled receptor activity; olfactory receptor activity. Gene Ontology annotation, cellular component: membrane.